Myripristis murdjan (pinecone soldierfish) is the source of this 2742-nucleotide messenger RNA. RefSeq names its product gametogenetin binding protein 2 (gene ggnbp2). The record is from RefSeq and is a predicted model, not a curated record. Lineage: Eukaryota; Metazoa; Chordata; Actinopteri; Holocentriformes; Holocentridae. Bases 146 to 2188 code for a protein of 680 amino acids. Gene Ontology annotation, cellular component: cytoplasm; nucleus. The transcript is spliced from 14 exons.
GCCGCCCCCUCGCUACGUAUGCUGACGUCACACGGGCAAAGGUCAGGCAGUAACGAAGAUUCCGCCACCGCAGCCUCUCCGUCGCACUUGUUUAUUUUUGUAUUAAUAAAAAAACAACAUUCGAAGACGGGCAGAGCUGGGAGACAUGGCGCGACUGGUAGCUGUGUGCAGAGACGGCGAAGAGGACUUCCCAUUCCUGGCCAGACAAAUCCCCCUAUAUAUUGAUGAUACUCUCACGUUGGUGAUGGAGUUUUCCGACAGUGUCAUGGACCUUGACAGCCACCAGAUUAACAGCUCACAGUGGAAACAGUUUGCUGAGUAUCACUCCAAACUGAAGCAGCAGGACUUGAACAUUGCCAUGAUGGUGAUGUCCAGAGAGGUGUUCAGCGCGUUAUCCCAGUUGGUGCCAUGUGUGGGCUGCAGACGCAGUGUGGAGCGCCUCUUCUCCCAUUUGGUGGAGUCAGGGAACCCUGCGCUGGAGCCCCUCACUGUGAAACCCACAGGCAUGCUGUCCGUCACCAAGGCUUGUCUGGCAGAUGUAAAGAAGCUAUACACCCUUUUCUACGUCCACGGGUCAAAGUUGAAUGACAUGAUUGAUGCGAUUCCAAAAAGUAAAAAGAACAAGCGAUGCCAGUUACACUCCUUAGACACACACAAACCUAAACCUUUGGGGGGAAGCUGGAUGGAUGUGUGGGAGCUGAUGUCUCAGGAAUGCAGGGAUGAGGUGGUCGUCAUUGAUAAUGCCUGUCUCCUAGAAACACUGGAGACAUACUUGCGCAAACACAGGUUUUGCACUGACUGUAAGAAUAAAGUACUUCGGGCAUACAACAUCCUGGUGGGGGAGUUGGACUGCAGUAAAGAGAAGGGUUACUGCGCUGCCUUGUACGAGGGAUUGUGCUGUUGCCCCCACGAACGCCAUGUCCAUGUGUGCUGUGAAACUGACUUCAUCGCCCAUCUUCUUGGCCGGGCAGAGCCCGAAUUUGCAGGAGGUUAUGAACGCAGAGAAAGGCACGCCAAGACCAUUGAUAUUGCACAAGAGGAAGUGCUCACCUGUUUGGGAAUCCAUCUCUAUGAGCGGCUGCACAGGAUCUGGCAGAAACUAAGAGCAGAGGAGCAGACCUGGCAGAUGCUGUUCUACUUGGGUAUUGAUGCACUACGCAAGAGUUUUGAGAUGGCUGUGGAAAAGAUGCAGGGCAUCAGUCGCCUGGAGCAGUUUGUCGAAGAGCUGUCUGAGGAGGAGCGGGCCAAAGAGCUGAAACAGGAGAAGAAGAGGCAAAAGCGAAAGAACAGACGCAAAAACAAGUGUGGCUUCGACAUGUCUGAACAGGAGGCAGAGGACAAGGAGAAAAGUCUGGAUGAGGGUUCACUUGAGUCUGUGGAGGGCACUUGUAAGGUCUGUGGCAGCCAGGAUGAGGAGGAGGAGGCCGGCUCUGAGGAGGGCAUUGCCACCAGUGGAAGCACUUCAUGUAGCUGCCCAGACAGCACCAAGCAAGAUUUGUCUCCCCACAGCAACGGUAGCGACUGCGGCUACUCCUCAAGUAUGGAGGGCAGCGAGACAAGCUCACGAGAGGGCUCUGAUGUUUCCUGCACCGAGGGAAUCUGCAAUCACGAUGAAGCAGUAGAGUACUCAAGUGGCCACCACUGUGCUGAAGACAAGGAGGAGGAUGGCAUGGACAGUUGUGUGGAGUGCUGGGUUAACAAUGAAGAAAACACUAAGUGCAAAAAUAAAAAGAAAAGAAAGGGCAGGGGCUUAUGCAGUGAUCAGGGACAAAAAAGCGAAUGCUGUAUGACAGACGGGAACACAAGGGGCCACAGUCCAACAUCAUCACAAACUUGCCGAACCAAAAAGAUUUUUUCCUCCUUGUGCGGCAAUACAUUUGCUAGCAUUGCACUUCGGUUACCGUGGGCAGUUCAUCAAAAGAACCUCAGCCACCAUCUGGGGCCUUCAGAAGCAAAGAUGACGAGUCUCACAGAGCUUCUGGAUGAGUCUGAAGUGACUUCAGACGAUGAGAACUGUCUGACACAGGAUGAAAUCCAGGCGUUUGUGGAAAGCAACAAGUCCUUCUACAACAACCGGGACCAGUACCGACAGCACCUGAAGGACAGAUUCACCAACUACUGCCGUGCCACUGAGCAGAGAAAGCCAGUCUGCCGUGGAGAGUGGCUAACCACCACCAGUGUCAACUAGCUCUGCUCUGAAAAUCCUCCUGGGGGACAACACUCAAUGACCACUUCUGCGCCACCUUUAGAAAAGAGGAAGUUCUGGCAUAAAUUUAGUGUCUUGUUCUAUUUUCCUUCCUUUGUUUGAGGUAAAUGUGAUUCUUACGUUCUAUUGGUCAUCACUCUCGUUUGCUCUGACACACAAACGCACUCUCCAUCACGUUUCUCGCCCAUCAUCCCACCUGUAAUUGUUCUCUCUGACCAAACCUAGCUGUUUGUUGUGGGUCUUUUCUAGGGCUGUUGGUCAAGAGCACAGUGGAAUUGGUAAUCAAGCUUUGCAAGCUGUGACAUUAGGGAUAAAUUUUAGUAGUCUUAUUUCCACUUUUUUAUUGUUUCCAUUUUGUUUCUCUUCUGUGACACUUCAAUGUAGUGGCAAGGUUGUACCAAUAAAUGUGUACAGAAAUUCUAAAUAUAAAGAUUUUACAGAGAAUAAACAUCCAUUUAUAAAAUGAAAUUGGGUGUGAUGUUAAGAGCGCAAUGUGCAAAAUUUACUAAAUAAAGAAUAUUUAUUAAUAUGCAUUA